AUGAAGAGCUGCUGGACAGUUCCAGCUUUCUUCUUUGUAUGCAGUUUCCUGGGACCAUGGGCAUCUGCAGCUGUCAAGCGUCGGCCAAGAUUCCCUGUCAAUUCAAAUUCUAAUGGUGGAGGUGAACUGUGUCCAAAGAUCAGGAAUGGCCAAGAUGACUUACCUGGGUUUGACCUGAUUUCUCAGUUCCAAAUAGAUAAAGCAGCAUCUCAAAGAACUAUCCAGAGAGUAGAGGGAUCAACUACAUUACAAGUUGCUUACAAGUUGGGAAAUAAUGUAGAUUUCAGGAUUCCAACCAGGCAUUUAUAUCCCAGUGGACUGCCUGAAGAAUACUCGUUUCUAACUACUUUCCGGAUGACUGGAAGCACACUUGAAAAGAACUGGAACAUUUGGCAGAUUCAAGAUUCCUCGGGGAAGGAGCAAGUUGGUGUGAAGAUUAAUGGCCAAACAAAAUCUGUUGCAUUUUCUUAUAAGGGACUUGAUGGAAGCCUCCAAACAGCAGCUUUUUCAAAAUUGCCCUCCUUGUUCGAUUCCCAGUGGCACAAAGUCAUGAUUGGUGUGGAAAGCAGUAGUGCUACUCUCUUUGUUGACUGCAUCAAGAUUGAAUCUUUACCUAUUAAACCGAGGAGCCAAAUCAAUGUCGAUGGCUUUGCUGUGCUGGGAAAACUUGCAGAUAAUCCCCAAGUUUCUGUUCCAUUUGAACUUCAGUGGAUGCUGAUUCAUUGCGAUCCCCUGCGGCCUGGGAGGGAAACGUGCCAUGAACUGCCAGUAGUAACGCCUAGCCAGACCACUAAGAAGAGAGGUCCUCCUGGCCAGCCGGGGCCACCCGGGCCUCCAGGACCCCCUGGAGUUCCAGGCAUUGAUGGCAUUGAUGGUGACCGAGGUCCAAAGGGUCCCCCAGGUCCUCCGGGUCCUGUAGGAGAACCGGGGAAACCAGGAGCUCCAGGCAAGCCUGGCACACCAGGAGCUGAUGGAUUAACAGGACCUGAUGGAUCUCCUGGCUCUGUUGGACCAAGGGGACAAAAAGGAGAACCUGGUGUGCCGGGAUCUCGUGGAUUUCCAGGCCGUGGUAUUCCUGGACCCCCGGGUCCUCCUGGGACAGCAGGACUCCCUGGAGAACUCGGCCGAGUAGGACCUGUUGGUGAUCCUGGGAGAAGAGGACCACCUGGCCCCCCUGGACCUCCAGGACCCAGUGGAACAAUUGGCUUUCAUGAUGGAGAUCCUCUGUGUCCCAAUUCCUGCCCACCAGGUCGCUCUGGAUAUCCAGGCCUACCAGGCAUGAGGGGUCAUAAAGGGGCUAAAGGAGAAAUUGGUGAACCAGGAAGACAAGGACAUAAGGGUGAAGAAGGUGACCAGGGAGAGCUGGGGGAAGUUGGAGCUCAAGGACCUCCAGGAGCUCAAGGUUUGAGGGGCAUCACCGGUGUUGUUGGGGACAAAGGUGAAAAAGGUGCUCGUGGCUUGGAUGGAGAACCUGGGCCUCGGGGUCUUCCUGGUGCACCUGGUGACCAAGGACAGCGAGGGCCUCCUGGAGAAGCAGGUCCCAAGGGAGACAAAGGACCUCAAGGUUCUAGAGGAAUUCCUGGUCCCCCUGGACCCAAAGGAGACACGGGCUUGCCAGGCAUGGAUGGCCGUGAUGGAAUACCUGGAAUGCCUGGAACAAAGGGUGAACCAGGGAAACCUGGACCUCCUGGUGAUGCUGGUCUGCAGGGGCUACCAGGUGUACCUGGACUUCCUGGGGCAAAGGGUGUUGCUGGAGAAAAGGGUAACACAGGUGCACCAGGAAAGCCUGGCCAACUGGGAAACUCGGGAAAACCAGGCCCACAAGGACCCCCAGGAGAGGUGGGACCGCGAGGACCCAGGGGCCUUCCUGGCAGUAGAGGAGAAGUAGGACCAGCUGGAGCCCCAGGUCUACCAGGUAAAUUGGGUUCUGUUGGGAGCCCUGGCCUCCCUGGCCUGCCUGGACCUCCUGGACUUCCUGGCAUGAAAGGUGACAGGGGUGUAGUUGGAGAAACUGGCCCAAAGGGUGAACAGGGGGCCUCUGGUGAAGAAGGUGAAGCAGGAGAGAGGGGUGAAUUGGGAGACAUAGGAUCGCCUGGCCCAAAGGGAUCUGUGGGGAAUCCUGGAGAGCCUGGUUUGAGAGGGCCCGAAGGUAGCCGGGGGCUUCCUGGAAUUGAAGGCCCCAGAGGACCGCCUGGCCCCCGAGGUGUACAGGGAGAACAGGGUGCCACUGGCCUGCCCGGCAUCCAGGGCCCUCCGGGUAGAGCACCGACAGACCAGCACAUUAAGCAGGUUUGCAUGAGAGCCAUACAAGAACAUUUUGCUGAGAUGGCUGCUAGUCUCAAGCGUCCAGAUUCGGGGGCUUCAGGCCUCCCUGGAAGACCUGGUCCCCCUGGCCCCCCUGGUCCUCCUGGAGAGAAUGGUUUCCCUGGCCAGAUGGGAAUUCGUGGCCUCCCUGGCCUGAAAGGCCCACCUGGUGCUCUUGGUUUGAGAGGACCUAAAGGUGACUUGGGAGAAAAGGGAGAGCGUGGCCUUCCAGGAAGAGGUCCCAAGGGUUUGCCUGGAGCAACAGGUCUCCCAGGUGACCCAGGCCCUGCCAGUUAUGGGAGAAAUGGCCGGGAUGGGGAGCGAGGCCCCCCUGGAGUGGCAGGAAUUCCUGGUGUACCUGGUCCUCCUGGCCCACCUGGCCUUCCUGGUUUCUGCGAGCCGGCCUCUUGCACCUUGCAGGCUGGUCAGCGAGCAUUUAGCAAAGGGCCUGAUCAGUGAGAGGCUUAAUAUUACAAGGCUGGCUGCA
Molecule: messenger RNA, 2791 nt
Organism: Ochotona curzoniae (black-lipped pika)
Lineage: Eukaryota; Metazoa; Chordata; Mammalia; Lagomorpha; Ochotonidae
Gene: COL9A1
Product: collagen type IX alpha 1 chain
Exons: 38
Coding region: 1-2763 (920 amino acids)
Source: RefSeq, a predicted model, not a curated record